GGUAGAAGGGUCAGGGAAAGAGAGGCGGCGGCAGUAGCCGUCGGAGCUGAAGCUGCCGUACACCGGUGGGGGCAGGAGGCGGGGGUUGACGGCCGCGCGCUGCUCAGGGAUGGCGUUGGAAGCAGCGCUGGCGGCGGUCGGUGGGUGCGACGGGGCUGAGCCUGUCUUGAGCCGCUUCAAUGAACAGAAUAGGUCUACUUUCAAAUUUGAACCAUCAGAUGAAGAGAAAAGAAAGCAACUAUGUGAAGGAAUAUUGCUUCUAUUGGACAAAGAUAUAAAAACAUCUAGUAGAGUCACUUGCCUGGAGGCUCUUCGCAUUCUCUCAAGAGACAAGAAAGUCCUGGUUCCUGUAACAACAAAGAAUAACAUGCAGAUCUUGAUGAAGUUGGCAAAGCUGGACACUGUGGAAGAUUCUUUGGAGGAUGUGACAGAUUUCCCUGUCAUAGUGGAAGCUUUAAAAUGCCUUUGCAACAUUGUUUUUAAUAGUCCGGCUGCACAAAAACUCAGUCUGGAACUGAACCUGGCAGCUAUGCUUUGCAAUCUCCUAAAAAAAUGCAAGGAUCAACAAUUUGUUGAAGACAUUAAAUGCUUUGCUUUGCGUCUCCUCUUCCUCAUCUCCCUUCUGCACACAGAUAUCAGGUCACAAUUGCGUUAUGAUCUCCAGGGAUUGCCACUGUUGACUCAGGUCUUGGAAAGUUCAUUUAGCAUAAGAUGGACAGAUAAAUACAUCACAGCUGAAGACCACGAAAUGUCACCUUUGUCACUGCAAGAGACAGAUUGUGCCAUUGAAGCACUGAAAGCUCUCUUUAAUGUAACUCUUGACAGCUGGAAUGUACACAGUGAGAAUGAUUCUCAUGAAUUUCGUUACAUGGCAGCCAUUCUGCGUCAUUCCUUAUUGACUCAGGGUCCAACUGAAGACAAAACUGAAGAGUUGCACAGCAAUGCAAUCAACCUUUUAAGCAAUGUUCCAGUUUCUUGUUUGGAUGUCCUUAUCAGUCCAUCAAUGCAAGAGGAUCCUGAGAACACAGAUAUAAAAUAUAAUGGCAUGAAUAUGGAUGCAAUUCAGGUUCUGUUGAAGUUCAUGGAGAAGAGAAUUGACAAGGGGAGUAGCUACCGGGAAGGUCUCACUCCAGUUCUCAGUUUACUAACAAGAUGCUGCCGAUCUCACCGGAACAUAAGGAAGUUUAUCAAAGCUCAGGUGUUGCCUCCCUUGAGAGACGUAUCUAAUCGUCCUGAAGUUGGUACAACACUGAGAAACAAACUAGUGCGUCUCAUGACUCAUGUUGACUUAGGAGUGAAGCAAAUUGCUGCAGAAUUCCUUUUUGUUCUUUGUAAGGAGAGAGUUGACAGCUUACUGAAGUACACUGGCUACGGCAAUGCAGCUGGGCUCCUGGCAGCAAGGGGCCUGUUAGCAGGAGGAAGAGGGGAAAACUGGUACUCAGACGAUGAAGAUACAGAUACUGAAGAAUACAAAUCUGCAAAGCCAAACAUUAACCUUAUUACAGGUCAUUUAGAAGAGCCAAUGCCUAACCCAAUGGAUGAAAUGACUGAAGAACAAAAAGAAUAUGAAGCAAUGAAGCUUGUCAAUAUGUUUGAUAAGCUUUCUAGAGACAAAGUUAUAACACCAAUGGGAGUGCGACCAGAUGGUUCAAUGACACCUUUGGAAGAAGUCGUCUGCCAGUACCAAACCAAUGAGCAAGAGAGUUCAGAAUCUGACUAGAGCAUCAGCUGCUUUCCUCCCUCACCCACCUUCCCUUCACCUACAGCAUCUUUUAUUAUCUAAAUAUUAGACCCUUCGAGUUAACCUGUUGUUGCAGUAACUGUUUUAUCAAUCAAGGAUUGAAUUAUAAAUUCUGUGGUGUAACUAUAUUAGCAUUUCUAAGACCUCAAGUUACAUAGCAACAAAAGACCCCAUUUAUUAACUUAAAGCUAAUUGUAUUUCAGUGGGAUAAAAAGUGUGGUGUGGUUUUUUUAAAAUUUAAAUGUUAAUAUUUACCUAUGACAUUUCCCCCUUUUUUGAUGACCUCUGCCCAAAGGCAGGAAAUAGAAUGUCUAAUUAGACUGCAAAGUUAGGGGAAAUCUUCAAUAAUAACUGAUACAGUAAAACGGUCACUGUAGCUUAAGAAGAAGCUACACAACAAAUACAUUUUAUUUAAUCAUUAUCUGUUACUUUUUUCAUUACUGUCCUGGCUAACAUAAUUAAACAGUCUCUGAAGGACUGCUGAGUUUGGUUAAAUCAGUUGGAUUUCACCACUAAAUUACAAAUGGAUUAUAAGUAUUUCUAUACAAUUUGGGAUUUAGGUCAACUGAACAUCUGUUUUGUUAGAAUAUUUCCAUUUGUCCCCAGAUCCAUCUUAGAUAAUGACCUUGUAUCCUGUAACUGCGGGAGAGCUCUCUACAUGACCUAGUGAACCAUUCUGUAAGACACACACAUACACACACAUCCUGGUCUCAGCACAGUUUCAGCCCCAUCACCACUGGCUACCCGGAAAUGUGGGUUUUCCCACUUAAUAGAGGCUUAUAAAGAGGGGUUGGGCAAGUGCCACAUUAAACAUUCCUUUUUUUGCUGCUGCUUGGAUGCCUUUUUAAACGAUUGUGUAUGAAAGUAAACUCUAAUGUAUGAAGCAAUGAAAAUGGAGGACAGAUUGUGUUGAAUUAUGUUGCUUAUAUGGAAAGAAUCUAACUGUACAAAUAAAUGUUCAGUGGAGGAUGUGUUGCAUUCUGUCAAUAAAACUUUCUAUAAAUUAAA
Molecule: messenger RNA, 2749 nt
Organism: Rhineura floridana
Lineage: Eukaryota; Metazoa; Chordata; Lepidosauria; Squamata; Rhineuridae
Gene: RIC8B
Product: RIC8 guanine nucleotide exchange factor B
Exons: 10
Coding region: 110-1720 (536 amino acids)
Biological process (GO): G protein-coupled receptor signaling pathway
Cellular component (GO): cytoplasm; plasma membrane
Molecular function (GO): G-protein alpha-subunit binding; guanyl-nucleotide exchange factor activity
Source: RefSeq, a predicted model, not a curated record